This is a messenger RNA of Cajanus cajan (pigeon pea), 1234 nucleotides long. Its product is annotated as plant viral-response family protein (DUF716). NCBI's taxonomy places the organism in Eukaryota, Viridiplantae, Streptophyta, Magnoliopsida, Fabales, Fabaceae. The record is from RefSeq and is a predicted model, not a curated record.
AUCUGGGCUUGAUCGAUGAAACGUUCCUGAAAAGUGUGGGGAAGCGAGUGCCUGAUUAGUUUGACCGAGACGAAAAUCCGAUCGAAUCGUAGACGAAGAGGAGAGAAUGGGAGUGAUCUCAUUUGCGGUGGGAGGCGUUGGGUUGAUAGCGGUGGGUGGUCACGAAGCCCUUGUUCACGGGCGAGCCGGAGCGAAGAAAACCCCCUCACCCCUCUUCUGGAUCUCCCUCGUCAUCUUCUCCUCCUUAUUGCUCCUCAACUCCACCGUGUCCCUGCUGGAUGCCCACAACUCAAACGACGCCGUUGGCACCGCCCUUCAGCUGCAGGUCCUCCCCGUCGCUCUGCUCUUCCUCUUCUACUCCCUCCUACCUCUCCUCCUCCCUCUCCCCUCCCCCUUGCUCUCCCUCGUUGCCUCCUUCGCCUUCGCCCUAGAGUUCCUCCUUUUCUACCUUCAGCGCAAAGACCCCACCGGCGUCGAGAAUCGCUACUACGACCUCUUCCUCCUCCCCAUCGCCCUCUGCCUCUUCUGCACUCUCCUCCACGUCAGAUCUCCCUUCUCCCAUUUCCCCAGACUGGGCCUCGGCCUCGGCCUCAUUCUCCAGGGCACUUGGCUCCUCCAAAUGGGCCUCUCUCUCUUCUCGGGCUUCGUCGCCCAUGGCUGCUCCUUGCACCGGCCCAGUAGAGGCAACUACACCUUGCGGUGCCAGGGUCACCCUGAGUUUCACAGAGCUAGGGCUAUUGCCACGCUUCAGUUCAAUUGCCACCUCGCUCUCUUGCUGCUGCUCUUCGUUGCCUUUUUCUCUGCCACCAACUCUGGUUCUAUUCCCACCAGCUACGCCCCACUCGGAGCUGAAUUGCAGCAUAUUCACAACUCUCCCAACUUCACUCUCGAUUCUGAUGACGACACACCCAGCCCCAAGGAGAAGGUUCUCGUUCUCAACGGUAAUGCCGACUGACUCAACUCAACUAUCUUCCUUGCAUUUGUUGCUGUUUUUCUGUUUCUUGUAUUUCAGUUAAUAAUUAUCCAAUUCAAAGUUCCAUUGUAGAGUUUGUAUGUUCAUAUUUCGGUUGCCAACUUGUGUAGAAAUUAAGUGCUGUAUUGUGUGCGAGACCGACCAUAUUCUGCGUGCUAAAUUCCGAGUUGUAUGUAAUAGUCAUUGGAAUUGCUCUGCUGAUUCUUGUUUUGGCUAGUUAGUUCAUUGUAAUGGUAGUUUUAUUCUUAACUUUGCGCUCAA